AUGCCAGAACGGCUAGCGGAAAUGCUCCUGGAUCUCUGGACUCCAUUAAUACUAUUAUGGAUUACUCUCCCCCCCUGCAUUUUCAUGGCUCCGAUGAAUCAUUCUCAAGUUUUAAUGAGUGGAUCCCCUUUGGAACUAAACAGGCUGGGUGAAGAACAGCGGAUUUUGAAUCGCUCCAAAAGGGGCUGGGUUUGGAAUCAAAUGUUUGUCCUGGAAGAGUUUUCUGGACCUGAACCGAUUCUUGUUGGCCGGCUACACACAGACCUGGAUCCUGGGAGCAAAAAAAUUAAGUAUAUCCUAUCAGGCGAUGGAGCUGGGACAAUCUUUCAAAUAAAUGAUGUAACUGGAGAUAUCCAUGCUAUAAAAAGACUUGACCGAGAGGAAAAGGCUGAGUACACCCUAACAGCUCAGGCAGUGGACUGGGAGACGAGCAAACCUCUCGAGCCUCCAUCUGAAUUUAUUAUUAAAGUUCAAGACAUCAACGACAACGCACCGGAGUUUCUUAAUGGACCCUAUCACGCUACUGUGCCAGAAAUGUCCAUUUUGGGUACAUCUGUCACUAAUGUAACAGCCACAGAUGCUGAUGAUCCAGUUUAUGGAAACAGUGCAAAGUUGGUUUACAGUAUCUUGGAAGGACAGCCUUAUUUUUCCAUUGAGCCCGAAACAGCUAUUAUAAAAACUGCCCUGCCCAACAUGGACAGAGAAGCCAAGGAGGAGUACCUGGUCGUCAUCCAAGCCAAAGAUAUGGGUGGACACUCUGGUGGCCUGUCUGGGACCACGACACUCACAGUGACCCUUACUGAUGUUAAUGACAAUCCUCCAAAAUUCGCACAGAGUCUGUAUCACUUCUCAGUACCAGAAGAUGUGGUUCUUGGCACUGCAAUAGGAAGGGUGAAGGCCAACGAUCAGGACAUUGGUGAAAAUGCACAGUCAUCAUAUGACAUCAUUGAUGGAGAUGGGACAGCACUUUUUGAAAUCACUUCUGAUGCCCAGGCCCAGGAUGGCAUUAUAAGACUAAGGAAGCCUCUGGACUUUGAGACCAAAAAAUCCUAUACACUGAAGGUAGAGGCAGCCAAUGUCCACAUUGACCCACGUUUCAGCAGCAGGGGGCCUUUCAAAGAUACGGCAACAGUCAAAAUUGUUGUUGAGGAUGCGGACGAGCCUCCUGUCUUCUCCUCACCGACUUACCUCCUUGAAGUUCAUGAGAAUGCUGCUCUGAACUCUGUGAUUGGGCAAGUGACCGCACGUGACCCUGACAUCACUUCCAGUCCUAUAAGGUAUUUCUCUUUAAAAAGGAAUACUGGGAACCACAGUCAGAUAUCACGAGUACCUGUUGCUAUUAAAGUGCUGGAUGUCAAUGACAACGCCCCUGAAUUCGCAUCCGAAUAUGAGGCAUUUUUAUGUGAAAAUGGAAAACCCGGCCAAGUUAUUCAAACAGUAAGCGCCAUGGACAAGGAUGAUCCCAAAAAUGGACAUUAUUUCUUAUACAGUCUUCUUCCAGAAAUGGUCAACAAUCCGAAUUUCACCAUCAAGAAAAAUGAAGAUAAUUCUCUCAGCAUUUUGGCAAAGCAUAAUGGAUUCAACCGCCAGAAGCAAGAAGUCUAUCUUUUACCAAUCGUAAUCAGUGAUAGUGGAAAUCCUCCGCUGAGCAGCACCAGCACCCUAACCAUCCGUGUCUGUGGCUGCAGCAAUGAUGGUGUUGUCCAGUCUUGUAAUGUUGAAGCAUAUGUCCUUCCCAUUGGACUCAGUAUGGGCGCCUUAAUUGCCAUAUUAGCGUGCAUCAUUUUGCUGCUAGUCAUUGUGGUGCUGUUUGUCACUCUGCGGCGACAUAAAAACGAGCCAUUAAUUAUCAAAGAUGAUGAAGAUGUUCGAGAAAACAUCAUUCGCUACGAUGACGAAGGAGGAGGGGAGGAGGACACAGAGGCUUUUGACAUUGCAACGUUACAAAACCCAGAUGGAAUUAAUGGAUUUUUACCCCGUAAGGAUAUUAAACCAGAUUUGCAGUUUAUGCCAAGGCAAGGGCUUGCUCCAGUUCCGAAUGGUGUUGAUGUCGAUGAAUUUAUAAAUGUAAGGCUGCACGAGGCAGAUAAUGACCCCACGGCCCCGCCAUAUGACUCCAUUCAGAUAUAUGGCUAUGAAGGGCGAGGGUCUGUGGCUGGCUCCCUCAGCUCCUUGGAGUCCGCCACAUCAGACUCAGACCAGAAUUUUGACUACCUCAGUGACUGGGGUCCCCGUUUUAAGAGACUGGGCGAACUCUACUCUGUUGGUGAAAGUGACAAAGAAACUUGA
Molecule: messenger RNA, 2289 nt
Organism: Propithecus coquereli (Coquerel's sifaka)
Lineage: Eukaryota; Metazoa; Chordata; Mammalia; Primates; Indriidae
Gene: CDH8
Product: cadherin 8, type 2
Exons: 10
Coding region: 1-2289 (762 amino acids)
Biological process (GO): calcium-dependent cell-cell adhesion; synaptic transmission, glutamatergic; cell-cell junction assembly
Cellular component (GO): catenin complex; adherens junction; synaptic cleft
Molecular function (GO): cadherin binding; calcium ion binding
Source: RefSeq, a predicted model, not a curated record